Cylas formicarius (sweet potato weevil) is the source of this 2645-nucleotide messenger RNA. Its product is annotated as cytoplasmic dynein 1 intermediate chain-like. Bases 1 to 2100 code for a protein of 699 amino acids. Gene Ontology annotation, molecular function: dynein light chain binding; dynein heavy chain binding. The transcript is spliced from 12 exons. The record is from RefSeq and is a predicted model, not a curated record. Gene Ontology annotation, cellular component: cytoplasmic dynein complex. Lineage: Eukaryota; Metazoa; Arthropoda; Insecta; Coleoptera; Brentidae. Gene Ontology annotation, biological process: transport along microtubule.
AUGGAAUUACUUGCAGAUAGACCUAAAUCCACAAUGUCCGAAAGAAGGAAAGAACUGGAACUGAAAAAACAGAAGUUGCAAGCUUUAAGGGAGGAAAAGGAAAGGCGGAGGCGCGAGAAGGAGCAGAAAGAUGUGGAAGAGGCUGCACACAGGGCCGUUUUGGCGGCUGGCGGCGAUCAAAAAGAGGUUGAUGUUAUGUUGAGGGAAAUUGGCAUACCAACCAUCUCGGAGGUGUAUUCCAGUAUAUCAAGUAUAAAUUCCCUUACUCCAGAACCAAGUAGAAAUCACACGCCCGAUGCUUCAUUGCAGAUGAACAGUUUACCCAACAAUGUGAUUGCAGUAAAAAAGAAAAUUCCGCAACUGAGCAUUGUGGCAGUGCAAUCUACCAAUAUACCUCCCAAAGAAAUAGUUACUUAUACUAAGCAAACGCAGACCACAGCCACGGGCCACGAGCUUCGAGAUGGAUUGUCCUCUUCUACUUCAUCGUCCCCGCUUAAAGGUUAUAUGGAGGACUGGUGGAGACCACGCAAAGCGCACGCCACAGAUUACUACGACGAAUACAACCUAAAUCCAGGUUUAGAGUGGGAAGAUGAGUUCACAGUUUUGACGUAUGACGAUCCGCAAGGCGAGGACGAGGAGAACUCGCUACCUCAUAUGGGCGUAUACGGGAGCAAACUGCCUCCCGGCAUCCUGCCCCACGGUCUGCCCCAGGUCAAAGAGGUCCAACCGGCCGUCACCGCCGUCGAGCAAGAGUCCAAGAAGGAGCAGGAGAAGGAAAAAGAAAUAAGAGAACUGAGCGAAGAGGAGAAGCAAAUGAUCAUCCUGUCGGAGGAUUUCCAGCAGUUUGUCGACAGAGCGGGUCGUAUAAUGGAGAGGGCGCUGUGCGAGACCGUUAACAUAUACACGGAUUACUCCGGCAUAGGUGAAGAGGCGCUGGAUGAGAAGUGCCACCAGAGGAUAUCGUUUAACAGGACCUUCUUCGACGAAAGGUGGUCUAAGAAUCGCACGAUAACCGCCCUGGAUUGGUCGCCUCAGUUUCCCGAACUGCUCCUCGCCGCUUAUAAGGAGAAUGUCGAGUCACCGAACGAUCCCGACGGGGUGGUGUUGGUAUGGAACACGAAAUUUAAGAAAACCACCCCGGAGUAUAUUUUUCAUUGUCAGAGUGCCGUACUGUCAACGUGCUUUGCCAGGUUCCACCCAAACCUGAUAUUAGGAGGAACGUAUUCUGGCCAAAUCGUGUUGUGGGAUAACAGGGUACAGAAGAGGACGCCAAUUCAACGCACCCCUUUAUCAGCUAGUGUUCAUACGCAUCCCGUGUAUUGUAUGAGCGUCGUAGGUACACAGAAUGCACAUAACCUGAUCAGUAUUUCGUCGGACGGGCGCAUGUGCUCGUGGUCGCUGGACAUGCUCAGUCAACCGCAGGAGAUCUUGGAUCUGCAUCGGAUGCAAAGCAAACCGGUCGCCGUGACGUGUCUCGAUUUUCCCAGUUCCGACGUCAACAAUUUCGUCGUUGGCUCCGAGGAAGGGGCAGCGUACGCCGCGUGCCGUCACGGGACCAAGGCUGGGAUAACGGAAACGUACGACGGUCACCAGGGUCCAAUCACCGGCAUCAGUACGAACGCGGUCGAGGGUGGUAUCGACUUUUCCCACCUGUUUUUAACCUCGUCCGUCGAUUGGACGAUCAAGCUGUGGAGCCUGAAGGACUCGAAGCCGAUCUACUCGUUCGACGACAAUGGCGACUACGCGCUGGACGUGAAGUGGUCGCCGGUUCAUCCCGCGUUAUUCGCCGCGGUCGACUGUUGUGGACGGCUGGACCUGUGGAACCUGAAUCAGGACACGGAGGUGCCCUCGGCGAGCGUGUCCGUCGAGGGCUCGCCGGCCCUCAACAAGGUCUCUUGGACGCCGUCCGGUUUGCACGUCACCGUUGGCGACAACACCGGCAGGAUCCACGUUUACGACGUGGCUGAGGGUUUUGCACAUCCUAGACACGACGAAUGGAACAAAUUCCUCUACACCACCCAGGAAUUGCGCAACAACCAAGUGGACGAGGAUCUAGAAAAAUUGAAUUAUUCAAUAUCUAGUUUAAAUUCGACAUUUUAGGGUUCUAGAAGACAUUAACUAGCAUGAUGUGUCAUAACCUCAAUUCUCCCCUCUCGACGAGAAGCUAUUAUCGCGCCGCUAGGUUAGGCUUAAUAAAUGUCCAGGGUGAAUAUUUAGAAAACCGGGCCGGGGUGGCUUUCGACGUUUGGAAACCACCCUUUCCCAUUUGUACUCACGACAUAAGGCUGUUAAACGCGGGAGGAAAUAUUUUCGACUACUUUUGCUGUUGUGUAUAUUAAAUAGAUAAUGAAAAUAUAAAGUAAAAAUAAAUAAAGGGUCAUGUGUACCACGCUUUAUCAUAGAAAGCACUGAUAAAAAUUCCAACAGGCAACUGAAAACAAAUAUUGAUAUCCUUUAUUUCCCAUUUGGUCGGCAGUUACUCUUCUAAGGUCUACUUAAUUUUUCUUGUUGAUCCUGUGCAUGUACAUAGCUAAUUUAUUUUUUGUAUUAACAAAUGAUUUACCGAUUUUUUUAUACUUAUUGUUUUAUAUAAUGCUGUGCCUCCGUGUACAUAUUACUAAAGUAUUUGAAAAUAAAUCGGCAUU